Messenger RNA from Sycon ciliatum, 1016 nucleotides. RefSeq lists its product as uncharacterized. The record is from RefSeq and is a predicted model, not a curated record. The coding region runs from base 281 to 976 and encodes 231 amino acids. NCBI's taxonomy places the organism in Eukaryota, Metazoa, Porifera, Calcarea, Leucosolenida, Sycettidae. The transcript is spliced from 4 exons.
GCUGAUCCCACGUCCCUCUAGCUCUGCAGUCUGCAGUCUACAAAAAUUGUAGUCUGCUCUGGCCGUCACACCCGCACAGAGAUCCCCUUUCGCGAUCGAUGUUCGACCUUGCGUGACUCGUUACUUCCUGUAGUGAUCUUGAGGCUUGGUCGUGUCAACCAGAUUUAGGAAGUGACCCUACCCAGGUCGUAGUAGGCGUUGGCCGGACGGCUGUCCAGCAAGGAGAAUGCAUCGCAAUGCCUGAAGUGCCUGUCCUCCCCGUGGUGAAGUAAAGCUGGUUAUGGCAAAGCCAUUGUAUGUUGGACGGGCCCCGCGUUGCGGGGUGAAAGGAAUGAAAGGACUCAAGCAGUCAAGCCCAUCUUCUGAUUCGGCUCCAGCGCCUGAUCUAUCUUCUUCGAUGCACAAGAUGCCCAUCAAGCACUGCCUGUCCUUGCCAUCGUCUAGCAUCACCGCGGACGGCGGCAACCGCAGGAGCAGCCGCUCCAGCCUUACGAGCUCGUCCUCGGACACGCGACUCGCGCCGCUCUACGACACUCCCAGCGGCUCGAUGCGCUCGUCCAUGAGCGACAUUGCCACCGAGGCUGCUGGGGCUGGUGGCGAUGGUGAGGCGUGUGAGGCCAUCAGCAAGAGGUCCAUACACGAGGCGGCCACCGUGUUCCGGCCCGCCGUCGGGCGUGGUGCCUCGCCGCAGCGAGAUGGCGGUAAUAGUGUGGUGCAGUUUGCUUCGGACAGGGAAUCGAUGUUCACAUCCGUGGAUGGUGGCGACGUGUACUCUGUCCGCUCAACAGUCUCCUCCACGUCAAUAUUGAGCCACACUCAGUCCUCUGCUGGCGUGCUGCCCAGCACCAGCGGGGCCAGUGACAUUGGUGCGCUCUCCGAGACCAAGAAGAUCACAAGAAACAGCCGGGGAGGUCUGUCACAGUCUCUGAAGCGUUCCAUUCGCAAGUCUCUCCGCAGGUUUUCGGACGCAUUGUAGGCGGAUUUGGCUACAUCACCGCCGCUCGCGAUGGUUAGUU